Messenger RNA from Pocillopora meandrina, 5534 nucleotides. The record is from the annotation of a GenBank genome assembly. NCBI's taxonomy places the organism in Eukaryota, Metazoa, Cnidaria, Anthozoa, Scleractinia, Pocilloporidae.
AUGGCGAUCAAGCGUAUUCUCUUGGCGAUCUUCCUUACUAGCGUAGCUUACGUUCGCUGCGAUGAACUGAGAUUUCUGGUGGUGGGUGAUUGGGGCGGCAUGCCUUGGUUCCCGUAUACUACUCCUUACGAGACCGCCGUUAGCAUUGCUAUGGGAAAAGUCGCACAGGAACUGGGAACACAGUUUACCGUCGCUCUUGGUAAGAAAAAAAUUCAUUGCUUUCCAGAUCAAUUUUGAAGGGUGUUGCAAACUUAAGUCUUUAAGGUUUAAGUUAAAGAUAUUACGAUUAUGCCCAUGAUAUUUUCACUAACUUGUAGCUUGUUCCGGGCGCUCAGAAGGUUAUUAAACGGCGGCGAGUUCGUAAUAGAACUCGUAGAGCUACCUUGAGUCUUGCUUCAUUUUGCGUUAUUCUUUCUAUACUAUCGCAAAGCUAUUUGCUAAAUGAUCGUCUUCAACAGGCUGUGAUUACGCUUGCUUAUUUUAAAUUAAACUUGAUUCGAAACGAGAUAUGAUGUCAGACUCUAUUACGCAAUGUAGGCCAAAUCAUUUUUUAUUAACUGACAACAAUAUCGCAUCAGACUGAUUAACUCGGAAUGAAAAAUAAAGUUCAGAAAUUUGUCCUCUGCGCGAUAGAGAAUUCUUUGAAAACGACAUUUGAUUUUAAAACUCAAAUAUCUCCUUUCCACUGCCUAGGCUUUUUCAAAUUCUCUUUUCUCAAGAGUUAUAAUGGGAUUCCAUGAGUGUGAAGCCCCACAAAAGCUGAUGAUUGAUACAUUUUAUUUCUUCAAAAGCAAGAUUUUGCUUGUCUAAAGAAAAUGUCUUUCGAAGAUCCAGCAAAAUAGUGAAUUUAAAUCCACUCUUAGCGCCCCAGCUGAAGAGAGAAACUUUUGAAUAAUGAGGAUCAAAAUACACCAGUUAUUAGUUUCGAAACGCUUAGUUAAUACACACUUUAUUGUCGUUUUUGUUCUGGUUCGUUUUUAAUCAAUAAGUCUUUCGCUAGUUAAUGAUUAUUACCCAACAAGUUUGUUAUCUCCGAUCAAUUCCCAUUUAAGUACACGUAUAAAGAUUCUAUUUCAAUCAUCGCUACUAAAUCAUCGCUGCUAAAUCGUCGUUGCCAGAUAAUCGCUACAAGCUAUUUGCUACCGUUAGGAGCUAGACCAAAGUCAGUCUAUAUUUCCUUUACAUUUACGUUGUUUACCUUUUGUAUGUAUUAUUGGUGUAGUUCUCGUAUUCAGUUUUCCGUGCAAUCGCUUCAUUUUUAGUUAGGUUAACCUUACGUUUCGCAACGCAUUCUUCUUAGUUUAGUUUCUGUUGUAUUUUCUUUUAGUUCGAACCACACACACACGUAACCUCAACCACUAUUCUCAUCAAGCAAAAUUACGUCUUAGCGCCAUCAUCUAAAAUGAAUAGAGAUCACUGUGUGCGUUCGUAUUGUAUGCUCAGUCACAUAGGUAACCUUUUGAGGUUACGCUUAGCCUAGUAACUCACUAAUAACAUCAAACCAAUGUGCUAGAAACGGCGACACGAAAAUUUUCGAGCUCGUCGCCUGACAAAGUCUAGCAGCAUAGUAUUCGAAACGUCGCAAUCAAUACACGAUUGAUUAGCCUGAAUCUUACAUAGUGAAACAAACGCUCAUUUAUCUAUAAAACCACGAUGAACAAUAACACAUCUAUAGAAUUUCCAUUCUGCGUACUGAAACCAAUUUGAAAUCGAAAUUUUAUUUUAAUUUAUACCAAAGUCGUUUAUAAAGAGACCUCGGACAACAAUGAAAAAAUGACAUCAGAGUAAAAUUCAAAUAUUUUUUCCUGAACCUUAUGGUCACAAUGACAAGUUCAUUAUGUCCUGAUCAACUUCAAUUGCUACGUUUUUACGAAUUUUUUUUUGCUCUCGUGUCAAUGCAUGGACUAUACCCAAAAUAUAAAGGAAAGGAAAGGCCAUUUCAGUUGUUAUUGUUUUUGUAAGGAAAGCAUUUCCUCCAAACAGUUGCUAGAAUGGAGUUAUUCAUCGCCUGAGGUGGUUGGAGUCGAAGGUAGGGUCGAAGGAUUUUAGCUAUCACAUGGUUUUGAGAGUGAACUUGGGGGGGGGGGAUUGGUCAUCGCCAACAGGGUAUAAGGAAGAAGGGAAACCAUAGAAAUAAUUAAUAGGCCACCAAAGUCUUCCGACCUCAAUUCCUUAGUUUAAUACCCUCUGUUCCCUUUACCACCUCAUUAUUUUUUAUUUUAUUUUAUUUUAUUUUUCAGGUGAUAAUUUUUAUAUUACGGGGGUGAAAAACGUGGAUGAUGAAAGAUUUAAAGAAACAUUUGAGGACGUGUUCACUGCCGAAUCACUGAUGACCCCGUGGUUCUUUUGCGCCGGAAAUCACGAUCACUAUGGCAACGCAUCUGCUCAGAUUGCCUACAGUUCAAGGUCCGAACGCUGGAAUUUUCCAGACUUUUAUUACACUAAAUCCUGGAAGAUUCCUGGUAAGUCAGUGGUUCGUUACUGAGACGGAGGGUGGGGUUUAGGAAUCAUGCAGAAGGUGGACUAAGGGGAGAGGUGUUGAAUUAACAGCGGGGAAGUAAACUUACGAGGACUGAGAGUCAAACUGAGAGUUGAGGGAUGAAACAAAUGAAUGAGGCAACGAGGAAGCAAGAAAACGAGGAAACGAGAGAAAGAGGGAAAAGGGAACGAGGGAAGAAGAGAACAAGAGAACGAGGGAUCGAGGAACGAGAGAACGAGGGAACGAGAGAAAGAGAGAAAGAGGGGACGAGGGAACGAGGAAGGAAGAGGACAAGAGAACGAGGAUCGAGGAACGAGGGAACGAGGGAACGAGGGAACGAGGGAACGAGGGAACGAGGGAACGAGGGAACGAGGGAACGAGGGAACGAGGGAACGAGGGAACGAGGGAACGAGGGAACGAGGGAACGAGGGAACGAGGGAACGAGGGAACGAGGGAACGAGGGAACGAGGGAACGAGGGAACGAGGGAACGAGGGAACGAGGGAACGAGGGAACGAGGGAACGAGGGAACGAGGGAACGAGGGAACGAGGGAACGAGGGAACGAGGAAUCCGAGUGAACCGAGUGAACCGAGUGAACCGAGGGAGUGGGGAAACAAAGGAUCCACAGAAAAAAAUGGAGGCGUGCCUAGAAGAUGGGACGGAGGGAAGAAUGAAUAGAUAACUGGAUGGAUGGAUGAUCUUUCUUUUCCCUUUUGGUUUGGUCAUUAAUUUUUUUGUUUUCAUUUUUUAAGGCUCUGAUUUGGAAUUGCAGUUGGUUCUUAUAGACACGGUUCUGCUCUGCGGUAAUACUGGACAUGAUCACACCCAUACUCAACCUGAAGGUAUCAUGACCUCUUUAUGAUAGUAUUCUUUCUUUCUUUUCUCCCAAAAAAUCAACUACAAGAUUAAAAAUACUUUGAUUGCAAAAGUCCGAGCCACAUUGUGGAAUUAGGUCCACAUACUUAGCCUCUCAUAAAGUGAGCGAUCUAAAUUCAGUUCCACCGGUAAAAUACCUUAGGUGCCAUUUCCGAAAUUUUUACACUAAUAACUGGCAGGAGGAGUUAAUCUCUGCGCUUCUCUCUGGGCAUUUCCUAUGGUGUCGAAAGGGAGAAUCUGUUUUACAAUCAAGAGCUUCCUACGUUGGCGAUCAUUUUUUUUAUUCCCAUGACCCUGAUGUUUGUUUUGGUUUAGCAGUUAUUUUGCAAGGAGAAGUUAGAUCGUGGUUACACUUAGUGGUUUGGAGGGUUAUAGGGCCUGCGUAAAUCACAACUCUCCCGAUCUCCUGGUGUUGCUUUCUUGACUUAACCUGUGUCUCAGCGCGUCCUCAUCGACAUAUCUCCGCUAAAAUGGCAAACAGCUUGAGUGACCAAGGAAAACAGAAUAAACCAACAAACAAAAACACGAAUCCACUUUUAGAAAUGGACUUGCGCUCGGCUCCCCCAUUCCAUGUUGUUCAAUCGCAAAUAGCAAACUACAACAAUUGACUUGGAGAGGGGUAUUAAGGAUAAAAUUGUUAAGCUAUUCCAGAUCAUUACCAUUUCAAUGAUAAUAUAUCUGACUGAUUGGCCCUGACAACAGAUCAACCAAUUUAUGCUUCUAAUGUUGUAUUCAAGAAAAUUUUCUUUCUUUUGCGCUUUCAAUAUUUCUCUCGCCCAUAAAUUUCAGGGCCCGAAUCUAUUGAAGUUGCCGAGGCACAAUGGGAUUGGUUGGAAUCUACCCUUCGUUCGUCCACAGCACAUUAUCUGAUCGUUGGAGGCCAUUUCCCAGUCUGGUCUAUAGCUGAGCACGGACCAACCCAAUGUUUAGUUGAUCGACUAAGACCUUUGUUGGAGAAAUAUCACGUGACUGCUUAUAUCAGUGGACAUGAUCAUAACCUGCAGGUAAUAGGCAUAUUUCUUUAAAAAUUGAAUAUAAACUUUUGUGAUGGUCACUCGAGUAGUUCUGCUUAGGUUAACCAAUACACUCUUGAGUUAUUCCCUAUAUUCCACACUGCUUUGCUUGCUGUAAUCAGAACACACUUGAGAUGACGGGAGAACACUAAAUAAGGCAUGUGAAUCACUGACCACGACUAAGGUUUUAAAGAACUUUCCCAUAUUAUUCUUAUACCUGUCUGCGUUUUUGCAAUGGUAAACUAAUAAGGUUUACGAAGUCGGCCCUUGUUUCUCCUCCAUAAUAUCUCCUCUCUCCUUAAUGUUGUCAUCUCUCCCAGCCCUCUUUGUUCUCAACAUUAAAAAUGACAUCGCAAUCACUUUUACCAUUUUGAAAGCCAUCUCCUCCAUCAUCAUCAUCAUCAUCAUCAUCAUCAUCAUCACCAUCAUCAUCAUCAUCAUCAUCAUCAUUAUCAUCACCAUCAUAAUUGGCUCUGUAGUCGUUUUCAGUUGCAACAUCAGAACGCAAGCCGACGAAAUGCUGCCAUCAUGUGAUAAACUUCAUUAUUUUCUAUGUUUCUUUCACGUCAUUGGAUUUACCUUUAAUUCUAUCGAUUGCCUUUAGCACUUGAAAGAAGCGGACUCCUCGGUCAAUUAUUUUGUAAUUGGAGCUGGCGCAAAAAUAGACAACAAUACCAGCCACAGCAACAAAGUUCCCAAAGAUAGUUCGUUGUUUUUCUGGGCUGACUACAGCAAGGCAGGAGGAUUUGCUAUGGUGCACAUGGCGGUGGAUAGCACUACACUAGAGAUGUUGGAUUCCCAUGGAUCCUCUGUCUAUAAAGCUCAGCUCAACCCUCGUCAUUCAGUAGCUUAGUUAUUACGCUCCGCUCUGUACCCUUUUUCCUGUCAGUUCGUUUCACGCAAAUUAUUUUGUGUCUCGCAAUGUUUGUUUAAAUCAAAGCGUCGCAGUACCUUAUCUGUUUGGUUUAUGAGUUAAAUAGGUUUUUUGUGUGUGUUGUCGUGGAAAUCUACGACUUGAGGUUUUCUACUUUAACUAUUUUUCUACUUUAACCCAAUUUUAGAAAUGAAAAUCUCUUGAUCAGUUUAAAAUUUCCCAACUUCAAUACCAAGCCUUCUCUUCUAUACGCGCUCCGUUGGGCGGAAUGAAGAGAGACAUGGUGACGAGCU